AUGGCCAGCUUAGCAUCGCUCCUCAAUCCCGAGAACCGCCCGCCGUCCCCAGCGCAGCCCGCACUUGCGCGCGACCCAGCUCGUUCCUCGAUGCAGGUCUCGACGACAACGCACGAAGCCGCGCAGGCCCUCGCCAGUCUUUCCACGAGCCCGCCGCCGACGCAAUGGAGCGGCAGUAGUGUGCAGGACGGCGCGAGCCUUGAGCGCAAGCGAUCGUGGGAGAGACGAGCCAGUGCGCAGCUCCCCGUCCCUGGCGACUUGACGCGAAAACCGACUUCGCCGACGCUGGAGCAAUUCCACGCCGCGUCGCGUUCACCGGACCACCGACGCCUUUCUGCUGCCUCGCCGCAGCCCUCCAACAUUGUUCUUCCGCCCAUCCAGGAUUUCGCACCGCCGAAGACCACCGCCACCGAUCUACUUAAGCGACAACCCCACAGCCCGCCUCCAUCUGGCGCUCUCAUGGCGGCCUCAGAGGAUCAGUCUGCUUCGCCUGGAGCUCCGAAUGGCGCAAAUUCUUCUGCCGCGAUUGGGUCUCCUUCCACCAACAACUCCGCCGCCGUUCCCUCGAUCAUGUCUCGACCUCAAGAUACAUCGUCCGCAGCAAUGGACAGCACCUCGACCUUCCAAAGUACGUCUCGGGAUGACACUCGUCCUGGGCUCGAGGCCGACGGCCACGCACAAAAGGCAGUGACUACGCUCAAAUAUGAACACACUCAACAACAUGCAAAAUCUCCGCUUCGCGAGUCCUCGAUACCAGUGCCGUCUACGGAAGAUCCGACCAAGGAGGAAACGGCUGCGGCAUCUCGGAAGCGCCCAGCUCCUACAAAGAAGAAGGGCACAGCUUCCACGGUGAAGAAGGAGAAAGCACCACCAGCGAAGAAGAGAAAACUUGAGACAAAGCGAGCAGACACGCCCUCUUCACGUGCGUCAAAAACCGCUGCUGGAAAGGUCGCCAGUGCUAAAGGAACGCCGAUCAAUUCGUCUCCCGCUCCUUCCACCCGAUCAUAUUCGGCAGAUCCGCAGGAAGAGCUGGAUGAUGAUGACGACGACGUUGACGAUGAGGGGCGAAGCCAGGACGGCGACCUGUAUUGCAUCUGCCGGAAGCCAGACAGUGGCGAGUUCAUGAUAGGUUGUGACGGCACUUGUGAUGAUUGGUUCCACGGCAAGUGCGUCGGUGUUGCUGAGCGGGACAAGAAUCUCAUCGACAAAUAUAUCUGCCCAGCGUGCACCAAGGCUGGCGUUGGUCAAACCACGUGGAAGCGCAUAUGUCGGCGGGGCGACUGUAGACGCCCUGCAAAAGCCGGGAAGACCAAGAGUGGUAGCCACAGCAGUAAGUACUGCUCCGAGGAGUGCGGAGUGCUCUAUUUUCGGGAAAUGGCGGGGAAGAGCCGGGGCGCAGGAGACAGUGCAAGUCGUCGAGCAGCACGUAGAAAGGGCAGCCUGGAUACAUCAGACAGACACGAUGAGGAUCUCGGGGCUCGAGGAGGUGCAUUGGCCGCUGGCGAGGUCAAGGCGUUGUUGAACGCAUCCAACACGGUCGACGAAUUCCGCAAACUGGGCGAUGGCGUCCUCAGCCCUCCUGCUACCCCGGAGGCCGAUGACGCGAAAGAUGUGCCGCAGUACACGGAGUCAGAAGCACGAGACCUGGCUCGUAUCGAAUCAGAAAAGGAGCAUGCUCGACAGCGACAUGCCUUACUCAAAGACCGCAUGAAGUUUGUCACUCUGGCUAAGCAGGCAGCAAGUCGCGUUGCGACGGAGAAAGAGCUGAAGCCGAAAGAGUAUUGCGGAUAUGAUCCUCGGAUUGAGUGGAGCGAAGACCAAUUUCAGGAGUGGCGCAACAGUAAGGCUGGUCAACAGGCAUUCAACACAGAUCUGUUGGUCACCGGGCAGGGUCCAGAUGGGGACGACAUGGUGGAUGAGGAAUUGUCGGUGCCAGAGAUCUGCGAUCGAAAGAAGUGCGCACGGCACAUGGAGUGGAGCAAGCUGGCUGUUGAUGAUCUCCGCUUCGAGACGAGUGACAAUGGCGAUCGAAUGCGUUCGCUGGAUCGCGAGGAGCAUGACAUCAAGGACCGUGUGGCACGUCGGACCAAGAGCGGCGGAGGCAACAACGGAGGCACUGUAGAAGUGCAUGGGUCAGGUCCUGCCGAGAAGCCUGUCGAGAAUGGUGCAGCGGUUGACGUUGAUCAAAAGCCUGCAGGCGAUCUCGAGGCUGUUGUCGAGACGUCAACAGAGGUAGUCCCAACCGUCGAGGCCGGAGAUGAGAUGGACAUCGACGUGGCAUAG
Messenger RNA from Cercospora beticola, 2283 nucleotides. RefSeq lists its product as uncharacterized. Lineage: Eukaryota; Fungi; Ascomycota; Dothideomycetes; Mycosphaerellales; Mycosphaerellaceae. The record is from RefSeq and is a predicted model, not a curated record. Gene Ontology annotation, cellular component: Set1C/COMPASS complex.